AAAAUAAAUAUUCAAAAGAAAAAAUGAGCAGAAAUCCGACAUGUUCUCGCAUGCUAGAUCUCAUACGUCACCUGUUGUCAUGACCACAUAACCUCCUCCAUUCAGCUCCUCUCUCUAUCUCUCUUUGAGUACAAUCGUCGUAUCUGAACCUUACUCACUCAGAUCAACAUUCCAACAACACCAAGAAAAAUUCAAUACCCCUGUCUCUCUUUCCCCAUGGAUUCAGAUUUCUGGACCUCUCGCCUUGCGGCCGCCAAACGCCAGUUGACUUUGCAGCAGCACCACCACCACCACCACAACCAUCAUCAUAGCUCUCAAUUGGAUCGAUUGAACAUCGAUGAUUUCGAGGUGGAAGAUGAGGUUCGCCCCGAUUUUCCAUGCCCUUAUUGUUUUGAGGACUUCGAUAUAGCUUCUCUGUGCUCCCACCUCGAAGAUGAGCACUCAUUCGAGUCCAAAGUCACCGUCUGUCCUAUUUGCUCUGUCAAGGUUGCAAGGGACAUGUUAAGUCAUAUCACCCUGCAACAUGGACACUUGUUCAAGUUGCAGAGACGACGUAGAUUACGUAGAGUUGCAAUUCCCAACGGUCAGGCACUGUCGCUUCUGGGAAGGGAUCUUCGUGAGACCCAUCUGCAGGUGCUUCUAGGAGGUGGUGGAUAUCGUUCAAGCAAUACAAGUUCAUCUAAUGCAGUUACCGAUCCAUUCCUUUCAUCUCUUGUCUUGAACUUCCCUGCAUCUGAAGCAGAAGAAAUUUCAAAAUCUUUGUUAUCCAGUGCCGAGGACACUUCUACAAAGAGCGUGCCAUCCGCACAUAUAUGGAAAUCAAGUUUUGAUGCAUCAUUAAGUUCCGAAGAGCGGGAAGAAAAGAUGAGACAAGCUGCUGGAAGAUCGGUUUUUAUGCAAGACCUACUUGUCUCAACUCUGUUCGGUGACUAGUUGAUGCAGUAAGUUAUUACAAAAUAAUUUUAGUUGUGUUAUUCAGUAAUUCUGAUAGGGGGUAAUUUUGGGUGGGAAUUGAAUGGUAUCACAUUGUUGUACGACCCAAUACAUGCCUCAUGUGGAUGUUCUAUUGAUGCAGCAUUAUUGAGUUCCUAAUCAUAAAAUCCAUCUCUCUCAAUUAGAGCCGUAGUGCUUUCUCAAAUAAAAUAUAAUCUUUUCUUGUGUCUUGUAAUUCCACUUUCGAGAUAUUUUGCAUUUCCAACUAUAUCAUUCGGAAGCAAAAAGCAACCUUGUCGGGGUAGCAUUAGCAGAGUGGGUUGCCAAGGAGAAGAAGAUAACAUUUGGAAGCCUGCACGGAUUCAAUAACUUCAAACGGAUUUUGAUUUAGAAAUAGAAAUUCUUUUGUUGGAGUGGCAUUAAGGUAGACUGUUUCCGCUAUGUAUGUGUAGAAUUAAAGUGUGAGUUCUUAUUACUAUUAUUAUUAUUUUCUUCCUUUCUUUUAA
Messenger RNA from Cornus florida, 1439 nucleotides. Its product is annotated as protein DEHYDRATION-INDUCED 19 homolog 4-like. The transcript is spliced from 6 exons. The coding region runs from base 217 to 933 and encodes 238 amino acids. Lineage: Eukaryota; Viridiplantae; Streptophyta; Magnoliopsida; Cornales; Cornaceae. The record is from RefSeq and is a predicted model, not a curated record.